Molecule: messenger RNA, 963 nt
Organism: Pollicipes pollicipes
Lineage: Eukaryota; Metazoa; Arthropoda; Thecostraca; Pollicipedomorpha; Pollicipedidae
Product: endothelin-converting enzyme homolog
Exons: 6
Coding region: 52-840 (262 amino acids)
Biological process (GO): proteolysis
Molecular function (GO): metalloendopeptidase activity
Source: RefSeq, a predicted model, not a curated record
ACCGGGUGCGGCGAGUGUGGCCUGGGAACGUGUGCGGCCCGCGACAGCGCGAUGGGCGGUGAGAACGGCGAGCCGGUCGCCGAGCCGCGCGAGCGUGACACCAUGCUGGACGACUCUGUUGAGCCGAGCAAGCGGCGGCCUGGUCGGCUGCGCUGGGCGGCCGCCUCGCUGGGCCUGCCGCUGCGCUGGAUGCUGACGCUGGCCGUGCUGGGCCUGCUGGCGCUGUUGCUGCUGAUGAUAGUGAUCGUGUUGGCUGCCUCGUGGCCGCCGCCGCCGCCCGUGGACGAGACCGUACGCUGCGAGACGUCCGACUGCCUGCGGGCCGCCGCGCAGCUGCGCUCCAGCCUGGCCGGCGGCGACGACACGGCCUGCGACUCGCUCUGGCAGCACACGUGCUCCAGCUGGCUGCGCGACAACCCGAUCCCGGAGACGAGCAGCCAGUGGGGCGUCACCGACCAGCUGCUCUACUCGGAGGAGCGGCGUCUGCAGAGGAUCCUGUCUACGCUGCAGCGGGUGGACUCGUCGCGCUCCUACCUGUGGAAGCUGGACGCCUUCUACCAGGGCUGCAUGGGCCGCGCCGCCAAGUCGGGCCAGUCCGUGCUCAAGACCAGCCUUGUCACCAUCAUCAACAAACUAGGUGGGUUCGACGCCGUCGGCUCGUUCGAGAGGCAGGUGUGGAACCCGCUGGCCGUGGUGCGCGUGCUGCAGGCGGAGCAUAACAUCGACUGUCUUCUUCCGCGCCGACGUCGUGCCGCACCCGGACGGGGGCGGCAACAUCAUUCAGAUCGCGUCUGGAGGUGUGGGCCUGCCGGAGCGGGGCUACUACUUCCGGGCUCAUGACGACCAGCUGCGGUCCAUUUACUCCGAGUUCGGACAGGUGGCCGUUAAAAAGCUCUGUGUGGACACGCGCCACCGGCAGUCUCUGCUGUCGCUGAGAAACAAAAUACUCCGCUAUACCGUAAC